AUGGCUCCCCGUAUAGCCUCCCAUUUCCUGGGAGGCAAUUCCCUAGAUAUAGCGCCUUCCAGUAAGGUGAAAGAUUAUAUUACCUCACGUGGUGGACAUACCGUAAUCACGUCUAUUUUAAUUGCUAAUAAUGGUAUCGCCGCUGUGAAAGAAAUCCGAAGCAUUCGAAAAUGGGCUUAUGAAACGUUUAAUAAUGAAAGAGCUAUUAGAUUCACCGUCAUGGCUACCCCCGAUGACUUGAAGGUAAACGCCGAUUAUAUCCGCAUGGCCGACCAAUAUGUGGAAGUCCCCGGCGGUUCAAAUAAUAAUAACUACGCAAACGUGGAACUCAUCGUUGAUGUUGCUGAGCGCAUGAAGGUUCACGCCGUCUGGGCCGGUUGGGGUCAUGCCUCCGAAAACCCCAAACUUCCUGAAAUGUUGGCCGCUAGUAAACAAAAAAUUGUUUUCAUCGGUCCUCCAGGUAGCGCAAUGCGUAGUUUAGGUGAUAAAAUCAGCUCAACUAUCGUUGCUCAAAGCGCAAAGGUCCCUUGUAUGCCCUGGUCGGGUCUUGAGCUCGAAAAAGUCCGCAUAGAUCCUGAAACCAACAUUGUAACUGUCGACGACAACGUUUAUCAAAAGGCCUGCAUCAAUUCCGCCGAAGAUGGUGUCGUUGUCGCCGAGAAAAUUGGAUACCCCAUUAUGAUCAAGGCAUCCGAAGGUGGUGGUGGUAAGGGUAUUCGUCAAGUCUCUUCCUCUCAGCACUUCACCCACGCUUAUCAACAGGUUUUGGCCGAACUUCCUGGCUCUCCUGUAUUUGUGAUGAAGCUUGCUGGUCAAGCCCGUCACUUGGAAGUUCAGAUCUUAGCUGAUCAAUAUGGCAAUAAUAUCUCCCUCUUUGGCCGUGAUUGUUCUGUUCAACGUCGUCAUCAAAAGAUUAUUGAAGAAGCCCCUGUCACCGUCGCUCCUCCUAAUACUUUCCGCGAAAUGGAGCGCGCUGCCGUUCGUUUGGGUGAACUCGUUGGUUAUGCAUCUGCCGGUACUAUCGAAUAUCUCUAUGAACCCGAAAAUGACAAGUUUUAUUUCUUGGAAUUGAACCCUCGUUUGCAAGUAGAACACCCUACUACUGAAAUGGUUUCUGGCGUCAACUUGCCGGCUGCUCAACUUCAAGUUGCAAUGGGUCUUCCCUUAAAUCGCAUUCCCCACAUUCGUGAGCUUUACGGCUUAUCACGUGAUACAGAAACUGAAAUUGACUUUGCAUUUGACAACCCAGAGUCCCAUAAGGUUCAAAAAGUCCCCACACCUAAGGGUCACUGUAUUGCUUGCCGUAUCACCUCAGAGGACCCCGGUGAAGGUUUCAAGCCUUCCAGCGGUAUGAUUAAAGACUUAAAUUUCCGCUCUUCGAGCGAUGUAUGGGGUUACUUUUCUGUUGGUACCGCUGGUGGUAUUCAUGAAUUUGCCGAUUCCCAAUUCGGUCAUAUUUUUGCAUUCGCAGAUAGCCGUGAAGCUACCCGUAAAUCAAUGAUUGUAGCUUUGAAGGAGCUGUCUAUUCGCGGUGACUUUAGAACAACCGUUGAAUAUUUAGUUCGUCUACUUGAGACUGGUGAGUUUGCCCAUAAUGAAUUUACCACUGCUUGGUUGGACAAACUUAUAGCUCAAAAGGUAACUUCUGCUCGUCCCGAUAAGAUGCUUACAAUUGUUUGCGGGGCCCUCGUUCGUGCUCAUGCAAUCGCUGAAGAACAGUAUUGUGCCUUCAAAUCUUAUUUGGAACGAGGCCAAGUUCCUUCUCGUGAUUUCCUCAAAAAUGUUUAUGAUAUAGAGUUUAUAUACGAUGGUAAUCGUUAUAGGCUUACUGCUUCUCGUUCUUCUCCAGGUUCCUAUCAUUUGUUUCUAAAUGGCUCUCGUUGUACAGCAGGUGUCCGCUCUUUGACUGAUGGUGGCUUACUUGUUUUAUUGAACGGCCAGUCUUAUACUGUUUACUAUCGGGAUGAAGUUACCGGUACUCGAAUUUCCAUUGACAACAUGUCAUGCAUGUUGGAACGGGAAAAUGACCCAACACAGCUACGUACUCCUUCCCCCGGUAAAUUGGUUCGCUUUUUGGUGGAAACAGGCGAGCACAUUAAGGCAGGUGAAGCUUAUGCAGAGGUUGAGGUUAUGAAGAUGAUUAUGCCGUUAGUAACUGCCGAGGAUGGUACAGUGCAAUUGAUUAAGCAGCCUGGUGCAUCUAUUGGUGCAGGCGAUAUACUUGGUAUUCUUACUCUGGAUGACCCUAGCCGUGUCAAGCAUGCACUCCCGUUUAACGGUCAACUUCCUAAUUUUGGCGACCCUCAAAUAGCUGGUAACAAACCAUGCCAACGUUAUCAUCAAUUGCUAAACAUCUUACUUGAUAUUUUGAAGGGAUAUGAUAAUCAAAUCAUUCUCAACAGCACUUAUAACGAAAUCAUGGAAGUUCUCCGUGAUCCAGAACUUCCAUUCAGUGAGUGGAGUUCUCAUUAUUCUGCAUUGGUUAGUCGUAUGCCUCCUGCUUUAGAUAAAUUGCUUUCUUCCAUUCUUGAAAAAGCAAGAGCUCGCAAAACUGAAUUUCCUGCAAAACAGUUGGAAUUGGGUGUUAAAACUUAUUGCGAGGGCCAGAAACUCUCUCUAACCCAACAAUUAAAACAACAGAUCGCUCCUUUGAUUGAUGUUAUUAAUGAUUAUAAAGACGGUCUAAAGGUGCAUGAGUAUCGUGUUGUUAAAAGUAUUCUGGAGGAGUAUUACAAUGUUGAGCGCUUGUUUUCAGGCCCCAACAAAAGAGAAGAAGAUGUAACACUUCGUCUUCGAGACGAUAACAAGGAUAGUGUUGAUAAAGUUAUUGCCCUUGCUUUGUCUCACUCUCGUAUUGGUUCCAAGAACAACCUUCUUAUAACAAUACUUGAUCUUAUAAAAUCGGAACCUUCUAGCUUCGUCUCAUUGUAUUUUAAUGAUAUUUUAAGGAAAUUGACAGAUCUCGAUUCUAGAGCUACCGCCAAGGUAUCUCUUAAAGCACGUGAGCUAUUAAUCACAUGCGCUAUGCCCUCUCUCAAUGAGCGUUUCUCCCAAAUGGAGCAUAUUUUGAAAACUUCAGUUGUUGAGAGUCAUUAUGGUGAUUCCGAGUUUGCACAUCGCCCUCCUAAUCUAGAUAUUUUGAAAGAGCUCAUUGAUUCGAAGUACACGGUUUUCGAUGUUUUACCUGCUUUCUUCUGUCACCCCGACCCAUGGGUCUCUUUGGCUGCACUUGAGGUGUAUGUACGUAGAGCUUAUCGAGCUUAUGCUGUUUUAGAGUUGAACUAUCACGUCGGAACUGGUACUCCUUUUGUGAUUUCUUGGAGAUUCCAGCUUCGUGCCAGUAGUACACCAGGGCAAGGUGCUAGUGGUGCAAAUGGUCUUUUUCCUAGCAGUAGCUCUCCAUCGUUGGAAAAUGAAAACAAACGUCUUCAAUCUUAUAGCGAUCUUUCUUGGUAUGUUAACAAGAAUGAUUCUGAACCUUUCCGUUUCGGGGCCGUAGUUGCCGCGGACAACUUUGACCAACUGGAAACCAACCUUGCUUUGUCUAUUGAACGUUUACCUCUUGCUCGCAACACCUUUAAUACUGGAUUAACGUUAAAUAAUGAAGAGCCCUCUAGCACUCCUCUUCAAGAGCUCACAAACGUUUUAAACAUUGCUUUGACAUCUACUAAUGACCUUGAAGAUGCUGCUAUUGUGGAUAAACUUAGCUCAAUUUUAGACGAAUUCAGAGAUGACUUAUUAGAUCACAACGUUCGAAGAAUUACAGUAAUUGGUGGAAGACAUAAUAAGUCAGCCCAUCCUUCUUACUUUACUUAUCGUGCCUCCUCGGAUAGUUUUGAGCAUAACACCGUUCGCUACGUCGAAGAUGAGCGUAUCCGUCACAUCGAACCUGCUUUGGCCUUCCAGCUGGAAUUAGGUAGACUCUCUAACUUUAAUAUCGAGCCUGUUUUUAUCGACAACCAUAACAUUCAUGUUUACCGUGCAACUGCCAAAAAUAUGAGUUCGGAUAAACGUUUCUUUACUAGAGCUCUUGUCCGUCCUGGAAGACUUCGUGAUGAAAUACCAACUGCUGAAUAUCUUAUAUCUGAAACUCAUCGUUUGAUAAAUGAUAUUCUUGAUGCCCUUGAGGUUAUUGGUCCUGACCAAACUGAUCUUAAUCAUAUUUUCAUUAAUUUCCUUCCUGCAUUCGGACUUGCCCCCAAACAAGUUGAAGCUGCUUUAGGUGGAUUUUUGGAACGCUUUGGACGUCGUUUAUGGCGUUUACGUGUAACCGCUGCUGAAAUUCGUAUUAUUUGCACUGAUCCCACAACCAAUACUCUUUUUCCAUUGCGUGUAAUAAUAUCCAACGUGUCUGGAUUUGUUGUAAAUAUUGAGCUUUACGCAGAAGUGAAGACCGAAAAUAAUUCCUGGAUCUUCAAGAGCAUUGGCCAGCCUGGGUCUAUGCAUCUCAGACGUAUUAACACGCCUUAUCCCAACAAAGAGUGGCUUCAGCCUCGUCGCUAUAAGGCACAAUUGAUGGGUACGACAUUCGUAUACGAUUUCCCAGAGUUGUUCCGUCGUUCUUUUAGUGACAGUUGGAGAAAAGUUGAUAAAGGUCAUUCUGAGAACCCUGUUCCCCAAGACAUGUUUGAUUGCAAGGAGUUGGUUGAAGAUGAAAAUGGAGAUUUGCAAGAAGUUAGCCGUGAACCGGGUACUAACUCUUGUGGUAUGGUUGCUUGGUCGGUGACUGUCAAAACUCCUGAGUAUCCUAAAGGUAGAAAACUGAUCAUCGUCGCUAAUGAUAUUACUUAUCAAAUUGGCUCAUUUGGACCUCGUGAAGAUAACUUCUUUUUCAAGGUGACAGAACUUUCUCGUCAGCGUGGCGUUCCCAGACUAUACUUGGCUGCCAAUUCUGGAGCCCGUAUUGGUGUUGCCGAUGAGUUGAUUCCCUUAUUUAAUAUUGCUUGGAACGACGUCAACUCACCCGAAAAAGGAUUCGAGUAUUUGUAUUUGACACCUGAAGUUCAAGAACGCUUAGACAAACAGAACAUCAAAACGGUUCAUACUGAAAAAAUUCAAACUGAGUCCGGCGAAGUUCGUUACAAGAUCACAGCUAUUAUUGGUUCUGGUGAGGGACUAGGUGUUGAAUGUUUGAGAGGUUCUGGCUUGAUUGCUGGUGUUACAUCUCGGGCUUAUAAUGAGAUUUUCACCUGCACGCUUGUUACUUGCCGUGCGGUUGGCAUUGGUGCAUAUCUCGUUCGCCUCGGACAGAGAGCGGUUCAAGUUGAAGGCCAGCCAAUUAUCCUUACAGGUGCUCCUGCCCUUAAUAAGGUAUUGGGACAUGAAGUCUAUAAUUCUAACUUACAAUUGGGUGGUACUCAAAUCAUGCAUAGAAACGGUAUCUCUCACUUAACCGCCCAAGAUGAUUUUGACGGAAUUUCCAAAAUUGUUAACUGGCUUGCAUAUAUUCCUGAUAAGCGUAAUAACCCUGUUCCUGUAUCGCCAUCGAGCGAUCCUUGGGAUCGUGAUGUUGAGUAUUAUCCCAAUCAGAACGGUUACGAUCCUCGCUGGUUGAUUGAUGGUAAAGAGGAUGAGGAUUUGUUUUUGUACGGUUUGUUUGACAAGGGUUCAUUCCAAGAAACUUUGGAUGGAUGGGCUAAGACAGUUGUCGUUGGUCGUGCACGCUUAGGUGGUAUACCGAUUGGUGUUAUCGCUGUCGAAACCCGUACUAUUGAAAACACUUUACCUGCUGAUCCAGCCAACCCAAGCUCUACAGAACAAAAUUUGAUGGAAGCUGGACAAGUUUGGUAUCCUAAUUCUGCUUUUAAGACCGCGCAAGCAAUCAAUGAUUUUAACCAUGGUGAACAAUUACCGUUAUUUAUUCUCGCUAAUUGGCGUGGUUUUUCCGGUGGUCAACGAGACAUGUUCAAUGAAGUACUUAAAUAUGGUUCUUACAUUGUUGACGCCCUUUCUCAAUACAAACAGCCUGUAUUCGUAUACAUUCCACCUUACAGUGAGUUACGUGGUGGCUCUUGGGUAGUUGUAGAUCCUACCAUUAAUGAAAAGCAAAUGGAAAUGUAUGCUGAUGAGGAAAGCAGAGCUGGUGUUUUGGAACCUGAAGGAAUGGUCAGUAUCAAGUUCAGACGUGAGAAGUUACUUUCAUUGAUGCGCAGAUGCGAUGAUCAAUAUGCUGCUUUACAGGACAAGCUUAACCAAAAGGAUUUGAACGCAGAUGAACUUUCUACAGUCAAGGUGCAAUUAAUGGAACGUGAGCAAAAACUAAUGCCUAUAUAUCAACAAAUCAGUAUCCACUUUGCUGAUUUGCAUGAUCGCGUCGAUCGUAUGGUUGCUAAGAAGGUUAUCCGUCAACCCUUGAAAUGGACCAAUGCUAGACGCUUCUUCUACUGGCGCCUGAGAAGACGUUUGGAUGAACAUUACUCUCAACAGAGACUAAUGCAACUUAUUCCUGGCUUAAGCCAUGAAGAAUCACAACAUUGUCUUAAACAGUGGUAUACAGAAUGGCGGGGUAAGCAAGAUUGGGAUACCGCUGAUCGAUCCGUUAUUGCAUGGAUUGAAGAAAACAGUGAAACUCUAACCAAACACACCCAAGAGUUAAAGAGUCAGUAUUAUAGCAAUCGUAUCGCUGAACUAAUUCGUGCUGAUAAGCAAAGCAUGAUUGAUAGUCUUGCUUUAGUCUUGACCGAAUUGGAUGAAGCAGAGAAAAAGGAACUAGCUGCAAAACUUGCUGCUAAGAAUUAA
Messenger RNA from Schizosaccharomyces osmophilus, 6738 nucleotides. RefSeq names its product acetyl-CoA/biotin carboxylase (gene cut6). Gene Ontology annotation, biological process: fatty acid biosynthetic process. NCBI's taxonomy places the organism in Eukaryota, Fungi, Ascomycota, Schizosaccharomycetes, Schizosaccharomycetales, Schizosaccharomycetaceae. Gene Ontology annotation, molecular function: acetyl-CoA carboxylase activity; metal ion binding; ATP binding. Bases 1 to 6738 code for a protein of 2245 amino acids. The record is from RefSeq and is a predicted model, not a curated record. The transcript is spliced from 2 exons.